AUGGCCGCGUCGCGAGUCUCCGCGGUGUCCUCGGACCAGGGUCCGCGCGCCCUCCGGAGGUCCUGGUCCGAGCUGCUGGCGGGAAGAGCUAAGAGGCAGAGAUUCGGUCCCGAAAGGAGCCCGACGUUAAAGGCAGCGGCGGUGCGCCUGCUGAGGAGCCAUCAGGACGUGGAUGGCCUUCUGCUCGAGGUGGAAGGUCCACAGUGUGAAAAAUUGUGUCUCAGUGACUUGAUUGAUUGUAACAGUCCUAAGGCCUGCACUAAUCCUUCCAAUUCAUUUAUAGGCUCUGCUUUGCAAGAUCAAGCCUCAAGACUGGGGGUUCCAGUGGGAAUCCUGUCAGCCCAGGUGGCUGCUUCUAGCAUUAGGGAGAUCUGUGGGGCUAUAGGCCCGUCUAGUCUUACUGUGCUGCUCACUUUGGAGCAGAAGAAGAAACUGUCUUCCUUGAUAGAGAUUGCUCAGUAUUUACUGGCAAACAGUAUGCUCUGCCGUCGCUCCUUCUGUCAGGAAUUAUGGAAAGUGCAGAAUUCUUUGGUGCUUGAAGCUGUGUGGCAUCUCCAUGUACAGAAUGUUGUGAGCCUUCAGGAGCUGCUGGAAAGACACCCGGACACGCGGGUCCUGGUAGCCUGGCUGUGCAAGAACCUGGACCUUCUGUGUGAGCAGGUGGAAGCCCCAAGCCUGUCUAGUGACAUCACCAGGGCCAUGCUUGCUGAUUUUGUACGCAUGUUUGUUUUGACGGGAUUUCAGGAAAAGUCGGAUCUGAGAAGAGAUGUGGAACAGGAGAAGCUGCCCCAGGUGUCCACUGCGGUCCUGCAGAGCCUGCUGAAUACCACCCUGGAAGCUGUGACUGCUAGUGAGCAAGAGGCCUCUGCCACACUGGGGCCUGCCCCAUGCUGGCUCAGGAUAUUCAGUGGACACAACUAUGGCAGCACAGCAACACCAGAGACCCCAAGGCGAUUUUUCACCCACACCUUGACGCAGAUUCUCACCCAUAACCCCGUGCUGAGAGUGUCAGAUGCCAUUCAGAGGCAGAGAGAAUGGAGCUUUGCAAGGACAUCUCCUCUGCUCAGCGGCCUAUUCCACAAGCUCUUCAUGAUGUUAAGUCCCAAGGAGCUGCUUGGCCACCUGCAGGAAGUUAUAGACAUGCAUGAGGUGAACUGGCAGCACGUGCUGUGUUGUGUGUCCACCCUGAUCAUUUGCCUCCCAGAUGCACAGCAGCUUGUCACAGACUGGGUGGCUCACCUGGUAUCCCGUGCAUUUGAGAGCUUUGACCUGGAGAGCCUGGUCCCUGCCUUCUUGAUUGUGCGCCAGGCUGCACUGGAGGGUCCCAACAUGUUCCCCCCCUAUGUGGAUUGGUUCAAGGCCACCUUUGGCAGUGCCCGUGGCCCCCAUGCCCACAGCAAGAAGGCAGUGGUGUUCCUCUUCACAUUCCUGUCGGACCUUGUGCCCUUUGAAGGCCCUCAGUACCUGAAGGUGCACAUGCUUUACCCACCUCUGGUCCCAGAAAGACUGCGACCCCUGCUCACUGACUAUGUCACUCUGGCCCGAACACGAUUGGCUGACCUCAAGGUUUCUAUAGAGGACAUGGGGCUCUAUGAGGACCUGUCAUCAGCAGGUAGCACACAGCCCCACAGCCAAGCACUCCAGGAUGUGGAGAGGGCUCUCGAGGUGUUUGCACACACAGGGAAGAUCCCAGCUCCUGUGAUGGAGGCAAGCAUCUUCAGGAGGCCCUACUACCUGUCACACUUCCUGCCCGCCCUGCUCACACCACGAGUGCUGCCUAAGAUCCCUGACCUCCGUGUGGCCUUCAUCGAGUCCCUGAAAAGAGCCGAUAAAAUUCCUCUGUCACUGUACUCGAGCUACCACCAAGCCUGUUCCACUGCUGAAGAGAAGAAACCAGAGACCCCCAUGGAGGCCGAGCCCAGCUGUGCUGAAGGUGCCCUAGGUGCACUUGAGGCUGUGCUAGGAGCACUCAGAGAUGGCAUGACAGAGCCUAUGCAGCAUGAUGUGGUGUCCGCACACAUUGCCAUCAUUUCUGAUCGAGUGCACACUGCCUUGGGUCUCAGGGAAGAUGAUGUCGCAACACCAAAGAUUCAGCUUGACCUUCUUGCUCCAGAGCUGAAGAGGCCAGAGCAGGAGGUUGUGGAUCUGCUGCUCACCAACUUCUGCCAGAGCCUCGUGGCUGCAUCCAGCUUUGCCCCACCACACAGUCAGGGAUCCUGGGCAGUGCUUUUAGUGAAGCUACUAUGUGGACACAAGCUCCUGCCGUUGGUGCUGACUCGCCUGUGCCAGCUGCUGCUCUACCAGGGUCCUCAUUUGAGUGCUUUCCACGUGGUGGGGCUCGCAGCGCUGGCUGUCCACCUGGCCAGGUCAGGGCCAGGAUUGCCACACGUGGACCUGAACCCACCUGCUUCCACCCAGAGCCUCUCCAUGGCUGAGUUCCUGGACAACCUGUUACCCUGCAGAACCAGGGACUCUCUGCUCUUCUGUGUGAGGUUUUGUACAGCAGUGAUUUCUUAUGCCUUGUGCAGACCUCCCUCUAAGUCGGAUGCCACUGUGCCCAGCCAAGUGCCUCCAGGCCUCGUGAAGAAGUUCCAGUUUGUUGUGCUGAGACUCUUCUCUGAAGCCCGAGAGCCUCCCUGUGUGGAUACUGUGGAGGAUGUUCCGUGGAGACCCCUGUGCCUGCCUUCUGCAGACUGGACGCUGGCCGCCCUCUGUCUGUGGAGACAUAAGGUGUUCCAGGAACUGCUGAGGGAGAAGGAGCUUCAGCUAACUUACAGAGACUGGUUGCAGUUGGAACUAGGAAUUGAGCCUCAAGAUGACCUUCUGUCAGACACAGAAAGGCGAGAUUUCCAUCAGUGGGCCAUCCAUCAACACUACCUGCCCAAGCCUGUGGCUGUAGGAGGAUGUGGGGGAGACCUGGAGGCAGCCUGCAGUGUCCUCACCGAGGCAAUGAUGGACUUCUGCACAAGCUCCUGGAGCUGUGACCUCCUGGAGAAAUCUGAUGUCUCCAGAGGCUGCAUGGUAAACCGAGAUAUCCUUUCCAGGUUGCAGGAAAUGCUGCUGGACCUGGAGCAGGUCAACACAGCAGAGCACUUCCUAGUUGGGAUUUUCCGUAGGCGACUGCAGGCUCUGGAGGGCGUGUCUGCAGUGACUGUCCACCUUCUAAGGCAGCAAGAGCUACUCCUGCAGAAACGGAUCCUCCUGGCCCUCCCUCCCACUCUGCUCUUCACUGGCAUCCAGGGGAAACCAGCCACCGCUGACUGUGGCCAGUUCCUGCAAUUCAUCUGCUCAGAGCUGAGAAACCUUUGCCACCAUGGAGGUGCCCUGACCCACGACAUCACUGCCCACUUCUUCCGGGGCCUCCUGAGCACCUGUCUACGUGGACAAGACCCUGCCUUGCUUGUUGACCUGACCCUUUCCACCUGCCAGACCAAGUGCCCAAUAAUCCUGACCUCUGCUCUGCUGUGGUGGCCACGUCUGGAGCCAGUGCUUGUGUGCCAGUGGAGGCGACACUUGAAGAGCCCACUGCCCCGGGCGCUGCAGGAGCUGGCGGAAGCCCAGGACCUGGCCAAGAGCUUCAUCUCCCUGCACCCCAACCUGUCCGGCGCCAGUUCUGGCCCUUCCUGGGUUUCUGCGGCGGCUCUGUACUUUACCAUGCAGCAGGCACUGAGAGAACAAGGCAAGGUGGAGCUCACAAUUCUGGACUGCCUAGGACAGGAGGUGCUGCUGUCCCUCUUCUUCUUCUCCAUCACAGGCCUGAUCUCAGGGCAUCUGGCCCCCGAUGAAGCUCUCAGCCCCCUGAAGGUGCUGGACACCUGUACCAAGAUCCUUGGGUACCUGGAGAGGAAGAAGGUGCCCUGGCUGGGGCUCUUCCAGUUGACAGAGACGGGGCCUGGACCUGGCCCGGUGUUUCUCCACUUGGCCUCUGACCAGCACAUCCGGCUCCUGCCACUUGCCUUCUUCAGCCUGCUCCCCUCCCUGGACCCCGACACCCUUGUCAGGAAGGAUGCCUUCCUGCAAGUAGCUGUUGGCAUGUAUCUGAAGCUGACCCGGCUCUUUGUGGCCGGUGAGACACAUGAUCUACUGACUCCAGCCACCCAUGGCCAGCUAGACCAGCUCCAUCCACUGGAGCUGCUGACGAAGGCCCGUCUCUUCCUGCUGCGGUCAAUUUCACGGUGCCCCGAGCAGAGCUUCCUGAAUGUGACAGAGCUGCUGGCCACUGAUGAGGACCUGGACCCUGAGGUGAGCGCUGCCCUCCUGAGCAGAAGUGGGCAGCCGGCUCUGCGGGACCCAAGGUCAGACGAGGACUUGUACCAGGAGCCCCAGCUCUUCUGA
Elephantulus edwardii (Cape elephant shrew) is the source of this 4335-nucleotide messenger RNA. It is a transcript of the gene FANCA, whose product is annotated as Fanconi anemia, complementation group A. The coding region runs from base 1 to 4335 and encodes 1444 amino acids. Gene Ontology annotation, cellular component: Fanconi anaemia nuclear complex. NCBI's taxonomy places the organism in Eukaryota, Metazoa, Chordata, Mammalia, Macroscelidea, Macroscelididae. The record is from RefSeq and is a predicted model, not a curated record. Gene Ontology annotation, biological process: interstrand cross-link repair; regulation of regulatory T cell differentiation. The transcript is spliced from 43 exons.